Molecule: messenger RNA, 2497 nt
Organism: Mytilus californianus (California mussel)
Lineage: Eukaryota; Metazoa; Mollusca; Bivalvia; Mytilida; Mytilidae
Product: acetylcholinesterase-like
Exons: 3
Coding region: 294-2033 (579 amino acids)
Source: RefSeq, a predicted model, not a curated record
GUGAUUCUAUUCAUAAAAAGUGUCCGUGUAACAACUAAAAAGUGUCCGUGUAUCAUCUAAAAAGUGUCCGUGUAACACCCGUUAAUGUACUGUUUUUCUAUAGCUCUGCAGUGGGCAAUGUCGUACAAUAACGUGUUGAAGUGACUUAAUAUGGCAUCAGAUUUCAAUGAUUAAAAUACGGCGAAAAACAUAGGUAUAAUUGUAAAAGUUCGAUUCCACUUUUAAUUCGAUAAUGGAUUAAUUUACAACCGUUUGGCUGUGUGGGAUUUACAAGUACGCAGCCACGUCUGGUUAUGAAAAGGUGCCAAAAGAACAAAAUGAACGCUUUUAUAUUUGCUGUUUUAAUGACACUGGUGUGUGUGAAUUUUGCAACAGGUGAUCUUACAGUCGUCAACUCUGUUUCCGGUCCUAUGAAAGGACUUAAGACACAGAAUAAACAAACAGGAAAGGAUGUAUAUGAAUUCCGUGGCAUUCCAUUUGGGAAACCCCCCAUAGGUCCAUUAAGAUUCAAAAAACCAGAACCGGCUGAUAAAUGGACGGAUACAUUGGAUGCAACAGAAUUUGGAGCUGCAUGUCCACAGUCCACCCCAGCAAUGAUGUUAGAUUUUAAGCCGUCUAAAAUGUCCGAGGACUGUUUAUUCUUGAACGUAUAUGUGCCAACCCAUGUUGACAAAAACAGAAAAUUGCCAGUUAUGGUGUGGAUAUAUGGUGGUGGUUUAGUUUUUGGCUUUUCCAACCAGUAUGAUGGAGGAUGGAUUGCCACGCAAGGAGAUGUGAUAGUAGUGACUAUAAAUUAUAGAUUGGAUAUAUUUGGUUUCUUUACAGUUGACCACCCAGCUUCCAAGGGAAACUAUGGUUUAUGGGACCAAAAGCUUGCACUACAAUGGGUACACGACAACAUUGCGUCAUUUGGAGGUGAUCCUGGGUCUGUUACAAUAUUUGGAGAAUCAGCCGGGGGUUGGAGUGUAUCUUUUCAAUCAUUGAUACCGCAGAAUAAAGGGCUUUUCCAGAGAGCAAUAGCACAAAGUGGUGUAGUCAAUGAGUUAACUAUGUUAACUAAGAAGCAAAUAAAUGAAAGGACCAUUGAUCUUGCAAAGAAAACCUCCUGUCCGAUCAACGACAUGUAUAAAUUUACGGACUGUCUUCGUGACAAAGAUAUAAGUGAGCUUUUGAAGGCCACCGAUAUGUUUAGUUUUAUGCCCGAAGACAGAAUAGAAGUUUUUCAACCGCAAUAUAUUCCAGUUGUAGACGGUGAAUUAUUUCAAGAUCACCCCCUGCGAAGUUUAAAGGAUAAAAAGUCGGAUGUUGCCCAAUUCUUCGGCUCUUUGGACUUAAUGGCAGGUUUUACAUCAAACGAAGGUCUUAUGAUGGCAUUGGGAAUACUCCCAAAAGUCCAAGAAAACUUUGAUUUCAAUACUACUGAAAGUAUCCCACUAAGAUUUAUUUGUAAGGGAAUGAUUGAUCCUUAUGCAGAAAAAUUUUACAAGAACGAUUCUGAUGUAAAAGAAAAACUUUGUAAAUUUUACACAACGGAGAACUCUCUUGAUGAACAGAGUAUGAGGGCAACUGAUUUUAUUGCUGAUUCCAUGUUUGGAUAUAACGUCAAAAGAAUGCUUGAUUAUCAUUCAUCUUUUGGAGGAAGGACAUACCAGUAUCUCUUUUCGAAAGAAAAACCCCUUAUGGGUUAUGCGCCGAAGUGGGGUAAAGGAUCUGGCCAUGGAGAAGAAUUACAGUUCAUGUUUGAUGCCAAAGUAUUAUUGCCGUCUUUAAAUAUUAGUUUAGAUACUCCAGAAGAACAACAUUUCGCUAAUGUGAUAAUUGGAUAUUGGACAUCCUUUGCCAGAAAAGGUGAACCUGAGGGAGCAGUCGAAUGGAAACCGUUUGACACAACGUCGAAGUAUUAUUUGGACCUGGAUACAGUCACAACACUGAAGAGUGAUUUAAGACCGGAAGUGAUGAAUUUUUGGUUGAAGGACAUGCCAUCAAUAGAAUUAGAUCCAGUUGAUGAUAUAAAUGUACACGACGAAUUAUAAUUUGUUUCCUUUUUUUUUCUUCUUUUUUAUAUCUAACGAGUUAACUAAGUCGUUUAAACGAGUUAGCUAAGUCGUUAAAACAAGUAAGCUAGGUUGUUAUAACGAGUUAGAUAAGCUUAGUCGUUAUAACAAGUUGAGAAAAAAGUUAAAUCAUUAGAUAUUCACGAAUACCUGAAUAUUGAUUUGUAUUCAUUCCAUUUUUUAAAGUGUUUUGUUUUCUCGUCAUAACAUUAGAUUUUUUUUUAAAGAUCUGCAUUUUUUAGAUCCACUUGUAAAGCCUGUCGUCAACUGCUUUUUGUUAUUUUGUAUUAAAAAUGUGUCAUUCAAACACUACUCUAUUGUCAUGACUCAUUAGAAAGGUAUUUCGCUUGACCUAUAUAUAUAUAUUUUUUGAUACUGUGAAUUUUUAAUGUUAUUAUAUCAAAAUGUAGCCUAAAUUUAUGGAAAUAAAAUUUGAACCGAGA